CCACUGUCGGUCUUCUGCCUUCUUCUUGGUCAAAUCGGGAUUAUUACCUGUGUUAGAACUAGAUUCCUUCGUCUUUUCUCUUUCAACUUCCUUGCCCAUCCGACCUCCUGCUGCCUCUUUCUUCUCUUCUCCCCUCCUCCAAACCUUCCCUCCCUCUUCCACCCCCUUCUUUUUGGAGACUGCAUAACUUGAAUCCCUCCGAGAGGCUCCUGAUCGUCCGGCACUGCUGCAAGAACUUACCGGCAGCUUGUUUGCGUUGAACUUCCUCGCCUGCAACCCUCCCUCCGCAUCUCUUUCACGCCCUAACAAAUCAACCUAUUACUACUUCAAUCCCACCCCUCUCCCUCCCCCCACACCUCUUAUACUAAUUGAUUCGAUAAUUUUGCACAACAUCUACGCAAUAUAUUGUCGCCUUCAAUACCCCCCAAUUUCUCAACGGGUGCCCCCAAUUGAGCAUCCGUGCUCAUCAUGAAGGCCACCCCGUUGCUCAUCUCGUGGCACGAUGACAAUGCUCCUAUCUACUCGGUGCAUUUCGACCCCAAUGGCAAGGGUCGUCUAGCCACUGCUGGAAAUGACAAUAACGUCCGACUAUGGAAGGUGGAAUCAACCGGCGAAGAGCGAAAGGUGUCCUACCUAAGCACGCUGGUCAAACACACCCAAGCCGUCAAUGUCGUCCGUUUCAGUCCCAAAGGCGAGAUGCUGGCAUCUGCUGGGGAUGACGGCAAUGUCUUACUCUGGGUGCCGUCCGAAUUACAAACACAACCGGGCUUAGGUGAAGACCGCUCGGACGAUAAGGAAACAUGGCGAGUGAAGCAUAUGUGCCGUUCCUCCGGGGCGGAGAUCUAUGAUCUCGCGUGGUCGCCUGAUGGGGUCUUCAUCAUCACAGGCAGUAUGGACAAUAUCGCUCGGAUUUACAACGCUCAAACGGGCCAAAUGGUGCGCCAGAUUGCCGAGCAUUCACAUUAUGUCCAGGGGGUUGCUUGGGAUCCGCUGAAUGAAUUCGUCGCGACGCAGUCAUCAGACCGCUCCGUUCACAUCUACAGCUUGAAAACCAAGGAUGGACAAUUUACUCUUACUUCCCAUGGGAAGUUCCUCAAGAUGGAUCUACCUGCGAAACGCAUCUCCUCCAGCAGCCCUGCGCCGCCCGAUCUAUCCAUUCGCUCUCAACCUGCACCGACCAGCUCAGCCGCCAUCGCUUCUCCUGCUCCGUCAACUCCAGGUACUCCCAUGACCUCCAAUCUGCCCAUGGACCCUCCCCCAGUGUCGCACAGUCGCCGGUCAUCGUUUGGAUCCUCGCCAUCCAUCCGUCGCUCGGCGUCUCCGGCGCCAUCGCUGCCUUUACCAGCGGUCAAGCCGCUAGAGGUACCGUCGCCGGGUUUGUUGGGAGGACUCGGAGUCAAGAAUGCCAACAUCUAUGCAAACGAGACUUUUACUUCAUUCUUCCGGAGGUUGACCUUCGCUCCCGAUGGAAGCUUGCUCUUCACACCGGCCGGCCAAUACAAGACGUCGCAUGUAUCGGCUACGGACUCAACCAAGACGACGGAUGAAAUCAUCAAUACUGUUUACAUCUAUACCCGUGCGGGUUUCAACAAGCCGCCCAUCUCUCAUCUUCCCGGGCAUAAGAAACCAUCCGUUGCUGUCAAGUGUUCCCCGGUGUUUUAUACCCUGCGACAGACUCCCCAGCCUCCCCGUCAUAUCACAUUAGACACUUCGUCCAUUGAAGAGUCAUUCUCUUCGCUCCCUGAUCCAGUAGUGAGUUCCGCCAAGGAUGGCGCUUUGAUGGAACCUCCAUCGUCAACGCUUGCCGCCAAUGAUCUGGUGAAGAACAACAUGGGAUCAAAGCCGGCAGAGCGAGACAGUCCCUCCGCAGGCCAGAGCCCUGCCCCCGUGUUCACACUACCCUAUCGGAUUGUGUAUGCGGUAGCCACUCAGGAUGGGGUCUUGGUAUAUGACACUCAGCAACAGACGCCGAUCUGCGUCAUUAGCAAUCUGCACUUUGCUACUUUCACCGAUCUAACAUGGUCGAAUGAUGGCUUGACCUUGAUGAUGAGUUCGUCGGACGGGUUCUGUUCUACCCUUGCAUUUUCACCGGGCGAGCUAGGCCAACCAUACACUGCGCCGGCAUCAGCGUCUCAUCAGAACGCGGCCGCCGUGCUAUCGGCCAACAAUACUCCUCUUCCCACACCGACCACUGCAAAACCUAGUCCGCUUCCUCAGGCUAAUGUGAGCCAAGUUCCCCCUGCAAGCCCUGCGCGGUCCAACUCGGUGUCAUCAGUCACGACGCAAUCUGGUAGUCAACAAACGCCAGGGACAGUGGUCAACAACCCGACACCCACCCUCGGAUCAGUACCGCUGGUGACGGCAACGCCUUCAUCCCAGCCUCCGACGCUUCCGCUGACGACCCCGCCACAAACCCCCCUGCCCGUGGCCUCGCAAAGUGGGACAAGCAAUGUCAGCGCCACUGUGCUAGGCAAACGGGUCAGUGAGUCGGAGAAGGAGGAAGACAGAGACCCGAGCGCGGCUCCGCCCGUCCAACCACCGAAGAAGCGACGAGUCGCGCCGACGCUCAUAUCUGCGGGCACCGAGCAUACCUCAGCCAAAAAAGAGUCACAUAGCACUACGGAUGUUGGGGGUUAAUUAUGCCAUCUGACAAAUAUUUGAUUCUCAAUGUUUUCUUUUCCCUCCGUGUCUAAAGUGUAACGCUUCUUCUCCGAUUCUUCCCGUCCGCUUUACCACAAAACACCGCCACCCUUCCACGCGAGUCUCGGAGCGCUCCUUACUCGCUACGACAUAUUAUCUAUCUAUCUAAGCCCAUGCUCAUGAAUUCACGUGUCAUCUCCCCCUUCUCCCAUUUGCAUAUUCCAUGAGUUAGCUACUCGAUUGUCCUGUGUUUCCUGUGUUCUUACUUCUCAUUAGGAAGGACCCCGGUAGAGUUCCAGGGUCAGUCAGUCAUUCAUCUAGGCAAGGCAAGGCAUGCAUGCAUGAUUGUUCCAUACCGG
Molecule: messenger RNA, 2999 nt
Organism: Aspergillus homomorphus CBS 101889
Lineage: Eukaryota; Fungi; Ascomycota; Eurotiomycetes; Eurotiales; Aspergillaceae
Product: putative chromatin assembly factor 1 subunit B
Exons: 6
Coding region: 469-2637 (722 amino acids)
Biological process (GO): DNA replication-dependent chromatin assembly; nucleosome assembly
Cellular component (GO): CAF-1 complex; nucleus
Molecular function (GO): protein binding
Source: RefSeq, a predicted model, not a curated record